Molecule: messenger RNA, 1245 nt
Organism: Papaver somniferum (opium poppy)
Lineage: Eukaryota; Viridiplantae; Streptophyta; Magnoliopsida; Ranunculales; Papaveraceae
Product: F-box protein At3g07870-like
Exons: 1
Coding region: 1-1245 (414 amino acids)
Molecular function (GO): protein binding
Source: RefSeq, a predicted model, not a curated record
AUGGUUUUACAUUGCUGCCCUACAACUUUCAGUAAGACCAAGAGGGAGAAAAAACGUCAAAUUCGCCAAGAGAUGCAUAUAAGCAUGCAGUGGAUUCUCCCGUCAGAACUUACUUUAGAAAUACUUUCUCGCUUACCCACUGAUUCAGUCGUGCAAUGUAGAAAGGUGUGUAGAGCAUGGAGAGACAUACUUCGUCAUCCUUCCUUUACUAAUAUCCACUUGCAACGAUUAGCACAGCAUAAUGGUAACAGUUUGUCAGGUCUUUCUUCUCAUAAUGCUACGGUUGGGUUACUUUUGAGCAUUAUAUUUACACAGGAAAAUAGUAACAAUACUUACUGUGGAGAGUAUCAGAACCAGCCUUCCUUUGUUAGUAAGUCAAUAGUUGGUUCAUGUAACGGGUUGAUUUGCUUUUCUGAGACUAGUCAUUUUGGUGUCCAUGAACCUAGCUAUAUUUCUAACCCUAUCACUGGAGAUUACGCAAAUUUUCCAAGGCUAAAUGUUAAAAGCGAGAGUGACAGUGAAUUCGAGGCUAUGGUGUGUGGUUUUGGUUACCAUCCUUCUACUAACAAGUAUAAAAUCGUGAACAUUUGCUAUAUCCAAAACCAACCUUUAGGGCGAGUCAAGGUAUACACCCUAGGCAGUGGCAGUGGUUGGAGAGACAUAGCAGAAACCUCUUACUCAUUGCGACCUACAAGAGACUCUUUUCGGGGUAUUUCUAGUUAUCGAUCCCCAUUUGGUACAUUGGCAAAUGGAGCACUUCAUUGGAUUGACAAGGAAUACAAUAUUGUGUCCUUUGAUUUGGCUAAGGAGAACCUAUACUUGCUCCGAACACCACCUAGGGACGGCCGGGUUAUAAGUGUGUGGGACAGUUUUAAACUUGUGGUACUGGGUGGAUGCUUGUGUUUUGUUCAUGCAAAGCAAGGUGACUUAUUAGACAUAUGGCUAUUAGUUAAGAAAGGGGAAAACAGUGGAUUUAACGUGAAUGAGCAGGAUGAUUACGAGUCGUUGUUCUGGAUUAAGGAGUUCAGCAUACCAAUUGGACGUGAUGCAGUCCCGUGUGCCCUUACAAAUAGUGGUGAAGUUCUACUUCACUACAAUUCUAGUCUCUUUUGUUAUGAUCCAGAAACUGCAGCCUUGGAAAGGCUUACAGAUAAGGAAAUUCUCAUGUAUUUCCUCACAAAUCCAGAGCAAAGAGAGAUCUUCGUAGGAAUACGGAUGGAGGAUAACGGAGAGAUUGAUGCAUAA